CUUGAUGGCAAAUUUUGUGUAAGUUUCGUACGAAGGCUUUGUGAAACGGUGUUUUGCUUGAAAACUUCGGUGAUUGUUAGUUGAAGCUGCUGUAAUUGCUUUCUGUGUCAUUAGAGAGACCGGGUGCAAGUGUUUCGAGAAUGGCGAUGCUAGAAGGAACACUAUCCAAGUGGACGAAUGUUAUGAAAGGCUGGCAGUAUCGCUGGUUUGUGCUUGACGAAUAUGCUGGACUACUCUCCUACUAUACGUCAAAAGAGAAAAUGAUGAAAGGCGUUCGGAGAGGCUGCGUGCGAUUAAAAGGAGCUGUCAUUGGAAUAGAUGACCAAGACGUAAACACCUUCACCAUUACCGUGGACCACAAAACAUUUCAUUUUCAGGCACGAGACGCCGACGAACGGGAGAAAUGGGUCCGCCGGCUGGAGGAUACCAUACUGCGACACGCAAACCGGAGCCGAGCUCUGUGGGAACAGCAAUAUAGCGGAGGUAGCGGAAGUACUUCACACGGAACGCCAGGAUCUAGCACAAAACGUAACCACAACAAUUUAUCAUUAUUUGACAAAAGAGUCAGCGAAGCGGACGCAUAUCUACAGCUUAUGAUUGAGCAAACAACGAAAAUUGACCACAGAAUACAAUCGCUAGGCGAGAGUGAAGAAGUACAACAAUUAAAGACUAUACACGAACAUGCAAAUGCAAUGUUGGAUAAUAUCAAACAUUCAAUCGUAUUGCUUCAAAUAACGAAGAAUACGGCCAAUCCUAUAAAUGGUAUCUACCAAGGACCAGUUAUAAACAAAUCGGAAACAGAUACCGAAACAAAUGACACCGAUUUGGUGGCCGUCCCCACGUCGGUCUUAGUGCAGACUGGUAUUGAAGUUGGAGCUGAAUGCAGAGAAAACCGGCGUCGCAGCAACAUAGCCCAUUCUUCAAUUACCGUUCCGGAAACUUCCUAUUCCAGCUCGGAGGGAGAGGACGACUUCUUCGACGCAAACGAUGAUGCAUUCACGUCUAGUCAGCUAAACACACCGACAAACAAUACUAGAACCCUCGCCGACCCAAUCUCACGCCUGUCGGGUGAUGAGAACUUUGUUACCGCUGAGGAGAACACGAGCAACAGUAUUUCCCCGAAGAAACAGGAUAGUUUCGAAAUAUCUACCGUUGCUGCCGCUUCCAAAAGCCAUGGCAGCGCAAGCUCACGAAAAUCCUACGACUCAAAAUCGCUGCCAAUACGAAACGACGGAAGUUUGGACUACGAUGCCUUAUACGAAGACGAAUCGGACAACGAUCUAUCGAUGGAAUCACAUGGAUCUGUGGUCACGCAUCUGCUCUCACAGGUGAAGAUCGGCAUGGAUCUUACGAAAGUGGUGCUGCCAACGUUUAUACUAGAACGACGAUCGCUGCUUGAGAUGUACGCCGACUACUUCGCCCAUCCGGAUCUGUUCCUGCGAAUUGCCGAUCUGGACGAUCCACGAGAGCGCAUGAUUCAAGUUGUGCGCUGGUAUCUCAGUGCAUAUCACGCUGGUCGGAAAAGUUCUGUUGCUAAAAAGCCAUACAACCCCAUUCUAGGCGAAAUAUUCCAGUGCCACUGGGAUACACCGGAAAUGCCUACUGGAGACGACAACACAAAUGUGGAGGUGGAUGAUGGACCAGUACCGUGGUGCCGUAGGAAUCAAUUGACGUUCAUAGCUGAGCAGGUCUCUCACCAUCCACCAAUAUCAGCCUUUUAUGCAGAACAUUAUAACAAAAAGAUUAGUUUCGCGGCGCAUGUUUGGACCAAAUCUAAAUUUCUCGGAUUAUCAAUUGGUGUGCACAAUAUUGGCCAGGGAACUGUAACACUGUGUGAUUUGAACGAAGAGUAUAUAGUUACAUUUCCAAACGGUUAUGGCAGGUCAAUUCUUACGGUACCGUGGAUAGAACUUGGAGGCACCGUAACGAUCACGUGUCCCCAAACAGGCUACCAUGCUGAUAUAGAUUUCCUUACGAAACCAUUUUAUGGCGGCAAACGAAAUAGGAUUCAAGGAGAGAUCUAUAGUCCCAAUGAUAAAAAAUCAUUCAUCUCUAUUGCUGGCGAGUGGAGCGGAUUGAUGGAGUAUAAAUACAACGAUGGCAGCAAACCUCCCAAGUUCGAGACUUUUGUCGAUGUGAACAGCAUACCUAUCUUCAAGAAAAAAGUCCGCCCGGUUGCAGAACAAACCAGUAACGAAUCACGAAAAGUGUGGAUGGAAGUGACUGCUGGAUUAAAGAUGAAUGACAUCGAAAAAGCAACCAACGCAAAGUUUCAAGUGGAACAAAAACAACGAGAGGAAGCACGAGAGCGGAAGGAAACCAGUGGUGAAUGGGAAAAUAAGUAUUUCAAAGCAGUCGGCGAAUCGUGGAUAUACAAUACUCCACUUUUACAGAGACUAACGCUAGAAAGACGCGAUAGUAAAAGAUAGCAAUUUAAUUCGGACUGCAGUAACAAUACUAGUAGAGAUAGACAGUAAAGUUAAAUAGUAGCUACAUUUGUUAUGAUAAACCAACAAGGACGAUUCGUGGUUCAAUCCACGAAUAGCAGAAAUGCCUUCAUCAUUAUAAGUUGAUGUGUCAAACAUUCGUGCAUGACGUAGUAUGUGCAUUUUCUUCAAAUCGUAUGAACUGUUAUAUGCACUCGAAAAAUAACUCGAUACAUACCUCAAUGCAAAUAAACUCUAACCCGGAACACUAUUCCAGAAACGAA
This is a messenger RNA of Toxorhynchites rutilus septentrionalis, 2710 nucleotides long. RefSeq names its product oxysterol-binding protein-related protein 9. Gene Ontology annotation, molecular function: sterol binding. Gene Ontology annotation, cellular component: cytosol; intracellular membrane-bounded organelle; membrane. The coding region runs from base 141 to 2429 and encodes 762 amino acids. The record is from RefSeq and is a predicted model, not a curated record. Lineage: Eukaryota; Metazoa; Arthropoda; Insecta; Diptera; Culicidae. The transcript is spliced from 15 exons.